AUGGUUAUUUUUGGUGAUAUGGUGCAUUUGCAGUUACUCAUAGUUAAGCAAGCGGUCAAAAGAGAAGAUAAGAUCAUCAACGUCUCCUCCGUUCCACCUCUGAUUCGAAUGAAUCUUCCACCAACAUCCGCCGCUAGUGCCGGAGAAUGUGGAAACUGCGGGACCCAGAAGGGAUGGGUUCUCCACCACGUGCGCCUGCGUGGCAUACACCGUCGCCUCUGCACCUCGUGCGUCCUACGGCUGCACCCAGCCUACUUCUGCCCGUCAUGCUUCGUCUUAUACGACUCACCGCCGCCUCACACUUCGAGGCGUGUCUCUUGUUCCAGCUGCUCCUCCUUCGCACACCCUCACUGCGUCAAAUCGCUCCAGCUAUCCCAAUCUCCUUACCUCUGUCCUCCCUGCGCCGACUCCAACUUCUCCUUCUUCGACGUUACCGAUCACGUCAUUGACAAGAAGCUCGCACUCGCCCUCCUCUGCGCCACCAGAAUUGCAUCGGCGUCCAUGGCCAAAGCUGUCCUUGUUGCCAGGAGUGAGGCUGAGAGGCGCGUUAGGGAGGCCGUAGUUGCCAAGAAGAGGGCCAGGGAAGCUUUGGAGCACGUUGCCUCCUUUGAGAAGGAGAAGCUCCGGAAGAAAGAAAAGCAGUUAUUGCAGCAGUCAAUGAAAAUUGAGGUGGAGAAGAGUGAGAGUGCCGCUCCAAUUUGA
Messenger RNA from Tripterygium wilfordii, 702 nucleotides. RefSeq lists its product as uncharacterized. NCBI's taxonomy places the organism in Eukaryota, Viridiplantae, Streptophyta, Magnoliopsida, Celastrales, Celastraceae. The transcript is spliced from 3 exons. The coding region runs from base 1 to 702 and encodes 233 amino acids. The record is from RefSeq and is a predicted model, not a curated record.